Molecule: messenger RNA, 1377 nt
Organism: Xylaria bambusicola
Lineage: Eukaryota; Fungi; Ascomycota; Sordariomycetes; Xylariales; Xylariaceae
Product: Golgi apparatus membrane protein TVP15
Exons: 3
Coding region: 549-974 (141 amino acids)
Biological process (GO): vesicle-mediated transport
Cellular component (GO): Golgi membrane
Source: RefSeq, a predicted model, not a curated record
CAGAGAUGACGACAAGCGCCCCCAGUCUUGGCCAUUAGCCCCUGUCACAGAGUAGAGUCGGGUUGCGUAGCUUCGCCAAAGCUUGGACUUGGAUGACUUGGAUACAGCCAGCCAGCCAGCUGCACUAGUAGCCAGCUAGACCCGCCAGUCAGCCAGUCUCUUUCACGCGCUCUCUCAACGAAGCAACCGAGCUCUACCCGAUCGCAUCUGCCUAAUCCACGACAAAGACAAGACCAUCUUCGUCAUCCUCAUCAUCCUCGUCAUCUGCGCCUCCUACAUCCCUCACCCGCCAGCCUGAACGCCAAACCGAGCUAUCUUGACAUCUUGACCACAGCCACCUAGAGACAUCUCUCGUGCGACCCAGGCCAAGAGCCCUUUCCUCCUAUUUUCCGGUCUCACCACACCGCCGACAAGACAGAGAGAGGACAAGAGACGCACACACAGAGAGACAGGGAGUCACGAUAUUAGCUCCGGAAAGAAGAAGACAGACACAUCAGCAAUAUGGAUUUCUCCGACUCCUUGUACGUUCUACAGCCAACCUCGGCGUCAUGAACUUGCACGACUUCAACGUUGUUCGCGCUAACUUCUCUGGCAUCCCCAGCCGAAUCGUCAACCUCGUUGUAGGUGUGGUAAUGAUCCUGGGAGGAAUAUCGCAGUUCUUCAACGCUAGCAUCCAUUCCAUUGUCAUUGGCGUAUACGUCAUUAUCUUUGGCGCCUGUGUCGGGCUCCUCGAAUUCCAGAUUCCGCCCCAAGUAUCGCGUUAUGCGUCCUUCAUGUUCUCUUUCAUCGGCCGUGGAAUCUUCUACAUCUUCAUUGGCUCCAUCUUGCUCUCUGACCAUUGGACACGCUACGUAGCUGGUUCCGUCAUCGGACUUACGGGCAUUGUGUACGCGGCUCUGGAAUUCGUGCCCUCGAUCGAGCCCCCUGCCAACAUGCGCGAGGCCGACCAGGGUUGGGGUGCCGAGCAAGUCUAAACUCCCAGCAAAUAAAAGGGACCCGUCUCUAAUCCUACUUGCGUUUCUAUCUUGUAUUGGUAAAAGUUCUUUUAUCACUCGCGCAUGUAAAGUGGGGGCUGCGCUUUCGCUCCUGGCGUAGAGGUUGCAUUUGUUUCUUAAAGUCAGAGGUCAACAAGUUGCGAAAACUUUCAGGCUGAAGACAGUUUUCAACCGAAACAAAAGGAAGUAAAAAAAAUGGGACAUGGACUUGAGGUAAUGGCUCGGCUCGAUGAGGAGUGGGCAGGGAAACGACUUAUAUGAAAAGGAUUUGGUAGAUGGUAAGAUUUUCACCUUGUAUCGGCUUUAAUUGUAAAUUUACGUAUUCAGUGUAAAUUUGAAAGGCUUGGCGCCCAAGGUCACCUGUUUCUAUAUUCAUGGGCGC